Messenger RNA from Mauremys mutica (yellowpond turtle), 710 nucleotides. It is a transcript of the gene RPL18A, whose product is annotated as ribosomal protein L18a. Gene Ontology annotation, cellular component: ribosome; cytosolic large ribosomal subunit. Gene Ontology annotation, biological process: translation. The coding region runs from base 131 to 661 and encodes 176 amino acids. Lineage: Eukaryota; Metazoa; Chordata; Testudines; Geoemydidae. The transcript has 5 exons. The record is from RefSeq and is a predicted model, not a curated record. Gene Ontology annotation, molecular function: structural constituent of ribosome.
GGAGUCUUUCUUGUAACCAAUAGGCGUUUAGCAUGAUUACGAGGGCGUUACUUGCUGCGGGGGCGGGUGACGUGAGGCUGGAGCGCAGGCCUCCCUUCCUUUUCUGGGCGGCAGCGAGCGAGGCAGCACUAUGAAGGCGUCGGGCACCCUGAGGGAGUACAAAGUUGUUGGACGAUGUCUUCCUACUCCUAAAUGUCCAACACCACCCCUCUAUCGGAUGCGUAUCUUUGCUCCUAAUCAUGUUGUUGCCAAGUCCCGUUUCUGGUACUUUGUGUCUCAGCUGAAAAAGAUGAAGAAGUCUUCUGGAGAAAUUGUGUACUGUGGACAGGUAUUUGAAAAGUCCCCUUUGCGGGUGAAAAACUUCGGUAUCUGGCUACGCUAUGAUUCUCGUAGUGGAACCCACAACAUGUACAGGGAAUACAGGGACUUGACAACUGCUGGUGCUGUUACACAGUGCUACCGUGAUAUGGGUGCCCGCCAUCGUGCCCGUGCUCACUCUAUUCAGAUCAUGAAGGUUGAGGAGAUUGCUGCUAGCAAGUGCCGUAGACCUGCAGUCAAGCAAUUCCAUGAUUCAAAAAUCAAGUUCCCUCUGCCACACAGAGUUCUGCGUCGUCAGCACAAACCACGUUUCACCACCAAGAGACCAAAUACAUUCUUCUAAAUGCAAGAACAUUGUUUGCUCUGUGUUACAAUAAAAUUCUUAUUGGAAA